CUGGUGUGUAGUGUGGUGUCUUUGUAUUAUAAGACACUGUCUUUGUAUUUUUACCAUUUCGUUUCUUGCAAUAUAUUUAAAAAUUAUUUAAUGCGACAUGAAAUCGAAAACGAAACGACUGGCGUUAUCGUACAAACGUGUAUACAUGUGCGGCUAAGAAAAAUUUAAAAAGAAACGAAAAAAAGAAGAAGUUGAGUUUGAGUUUACGUUUUAUGAGAUUGAGUAGCAAUUUAGUCUUUAAAUGGACAUAGACGUGGAUGUAAUAAAAAAGUGACUAUUGAUGCUGGCGAAUGUUGAGUAUAGAAUAAAUUUGAGGUAGAAAAACGUGUUAAAUAUGGAAGCGGUCUGGCGAUUUCGGAUAAUGCUUGGUAUGGCCUUUGCAAUCAUUAUUUUCGGUGAUUUUCUUGGAUAUGGGAGCAUAAGAGCGGAAAAACAUAUUAAUCGACAGGCACCGACUGCACUGCGAGAAAAACAACCAGAAAUCCAUUUGGAAGAUGGUGGUGACUACAGCCAAUCAACCAAGUCUAACGAGAAAAGCCCGCAAUCAUUGAAACUAUCUGCGAAUAUGCGAAAUUCCUGUCUACCAAAAAUGCUCUGCGAAAUUGCGGCCAAACCAAGGACGGUCCUAAGCGACAAGGAGAAAACUCUGCUCGAUUUAUUGACUUCGACAACAUUAUCGUCGUCGUGGUAUGCAGCCCCAUCAAAAUGGCAUUAUGCAUCGCAUAUGGGCCAACUAAUGAGAUACACCGGUGAUUCGAUGAGUGGACCGAUCGGAUGCUCACAAUUGUGGCCACAAUGUCCAUUCAGUUCGAAGCGAUUGUUACAAUUAAGUGCGAAGGUCGUAAUGAAAUGAAUGCAUAGGAGGGAGUCCAUACACGCGCCACAACAUUUAGAGAUAUUAUUUAGAUGUUAACAGUGCCUCGGCUCUGUUUGUUAACAAUAGUGAUAUAUACAAUGAAGAAGAUCAAAUCUGGACUGUAAUGUGUUUAUCGCUUGAAAUUUAAGACUGAUUUUGCAUAACAUUUUAAUUCUGUGUUAAUCGAUCAUAUUGACGUUUUGUGAAAAAUAAUGUAAAUUUGAAUGAUUAGCUGGAUAUAUUGUAAAUACAAUUUGUAAUUAUAAGUAAAUGAGUGAACGAAUAUUGUAAAUUAUUCUUUUGAAAUAAAAUCUUAGAUCAAUCUUG
Molecule: messenger RNA, 1183 nt
Organism: Bradysia coprophila
Lineage: Eukaryota; Metazoa; Arthropoda; Insecta; Diptera; Sciaridae
Gene: geko
Product: olfaction protein geko
Source: RefSeq, a predicted model, not a curated record